CCGGCGAGCUUCUCCACAUACACCCCCAGGAGCUGCAGUUCCCCUUUGAAUUGAGGAAGCAGAUCUCUUGCUCUUUGCAGCUCUCUAACAAAACAGAUAACUAUGUGGCUUUCAAGGUUAAGACAACAAACCCAAAGAAGUACUGUGUAAGACCUAACACUGGAAUUGUGUUGCCAAGGACUACAUGUGAUAUUAUAGUGACAAUGCAAGCCCAGAAGGAGGCACCACCUGAUAUGCAAUGCAAAGAUAAGUUUCUCCUUCAAAGUGUAGUUGCACCAUCCGGAGCAACCCCAAAAGAUAUUACUCCAGAAAUGUUCAAUAAAGAAUCUGGCCAUGAUGUAGAAGAGUGCAAAUUGAGAGUUGUUUAUGUUUCCCCUCCUCGACCACCGUCCCCUGUCCAAGAAGGUUCGGACGAAGAGUCCUCGCCUCGAGCAUCUAUUUCAGAAAAUGGGCAUUCAAGUGUUCCUGAAUUUACAGUUGCUUCAAAAGCUUUCAAUGAGCACGCCGAACAGGAUGGUUCAAUUGAGGCAAGGGCUCUUAUUUCGAAGGUCACCGAGGAGAGGAAUUCUAUUAUUGAUCAAAAUAAAAGACUUCAGCAAGAACUGGAACUUCUGAGGCGUUCUGCAAAGAGAGGUGGUGGUGGUAUCCCAUUUAUAUAUGUAGUGCUUGUUGGCAUUAUUGGCAUCAUUUUGGGUUUCCUACUGAAGAGAACAUGACCUACUAUAUGUUAUUGCCAGCACCAAGAACAUUGUGUGAUAUGAAUGAAGAAAACGCCAAUUAAUGUAAUGUUGUGUUGCAACUAGAAAUUUGGGAUUGUGAUCUGGCAUAGGUACUUGUAUCGGCAAAAGCAAUGGUAGGACAGUAGACAGGUUUAUGAAAUUUGGAAAUUUGUAUAACAAUCUUAUUUUAUGUGGCACAGAUGAUUGAAUUUUAUUUUUAAUUUUUUAGGUUUGCCA
Messenger RNA from Arachis duranensis, 956 nucleotides. Its product is annotated as vesicle-associated protein 1-2. Gene Ontology annotation, biological process: endoplasmic reticulum membrane organization. The record is from RefSeq and is a predicted model, not a curated record. NCBI's taxonomy places the organism in Eukaryota, Viridiplantae, Streptophyta, Magnoliopsida, Fabales, Fabaceae. Gene Ontology annotation, cellular component: endoplasmic reticulum membrane; plasma membrane.